CCUCCGUGCCGCCUCUCUCCGGUUCUUCACCACCCUUCAUCUCCUCAUCGUCGCAAUCUCGGAACUCUCGUACGACUACCUGCCUCCUCGGUCAUUGGCGCUUCCAUGACCGCAACACACCUCAAUCUCGAACUGCGAUUCCACAAAUUGUCUUCUCGUUGACACAAACCCGCAGAUGGAAGAGUCUCAACCAGCGAAACGGCGAAAGCUUCUCCCGCGCCAACCUUCAACCAGCACUACGCAGGCGGCCCCAUUCACCCAUGAAUUGCCUCAGCAGCAUCCGGUCCAGGAGGCCCCUCCAGCCGAACGACAUGACUUCGAAUCCUUCGCGAGGCACCUGCAAGAUGCCGCCAUGUUGAUACAACGCCAGACGGAGCGUUCUCCCUACGACAAUGUAUCCGUUCUCCUCCUACGGUGGGAAGAGGACACCUCUGUCGAAGCCGACUUAACAGCUAUGGAAAACAUUCUUCGGUCUGUAUACAAUUUUCGGACCGACCGAUGGGCCAUCCCGACUGUGCCCAACCCCAGCAUCAAGCUUGGUGUUCAGAUGGCUUCCUUUCUCGACCAAGCCAAGGCCAACCAUUUGCUCAUCAUCUAUUACGCCGGCCAUGGUUACGUUGGAUCCGACAACCAACUCUACUGGGCUUGCAAUACCCGAGAAGAUGCUGCAAAGCUUAAGUGGGACGGUGUACGUUGCUUGUUCGAAGAUGCCCAGUCCGACAUACUCUUGCUGCUCGACACCUGUUCGGUUCGGGAUGUACCCGUCUCUGGAAGCCAUGGCACCAAGCAAGCCAUUGCAGCGUGUGGCCCUGAACAGACCCCCCGAGAAACUGCUGGCAAAUCCUUCACCUACCACUUGAUCGAGGCGCUACACAAACUGAGCACGGCGGGGAGGCCCUUCAGUGUACCGAGGUUACACGAAGAGGUCGUACAGCUGAGGCAACUGGAAAGCGGCCAGGCAACCAAGCUCAUGAACGGUUCAAGCAAAACUCCACCUCCGCCGCCCCAGAUUCCCAUAUGUUUCACUCUCACGCCCGGCAAGGGGCAAAGUCUGAACUUGGCCCCAUUGCCUGCCAGGUCACUUCAACAGCAGUCGCCGCGGAACGGUGCUUCUGAUGCGGACGGCCAGACAAGGACAACGCGGGAGGACCAGCUCAUCGAUCCUGAAUCGGUCACUGACCUGCGCUUUGACGAAGCGAGAGUGCUUGUGUGCACGACAUUCGUCGGGGAUGCCAGCCCAGACAUGUCCUUCUUCAAUAGCUGGCUACACAACACACCGCCCCUCGCCGACAAGAUUGAAGUCGAGGGAAUGUUCCUCGGCCCUCCAACCAUGCUUCUGAUAUCGAUGCCUCACUCCAUCUGGAACGUCGUACAGCACGACAAGGUCUGCUGUUUUCUAGGAUACAUCACAUCCCAUAACAUGAUCCAAUUGUAUCAGAAGCUAAAGGGUUCCUCGGGCAUCCCCAAAGCCACGGCAAAGGAGGUUGAGGACGGUCGAAUCUUGUUGGAGGCGCGGGAACUAGCAGCAAGCACGCCGGUUUUGCAUCGACGUUCGUUGGACAGCAAAGACGCCUCCUACCCUGAGGCGGCCAGCCGCGUAGACACCACUCCUUCCGGCGUGUCGUUCGCAGCUGCCGCUGUCGCGGCCACAGCGGUGGACGGCAAAGAUGACGUCGAGGAUUCGGCCGAGAUGCAGGAAGCGGCGGAACAGCUAAAGGCAUUAAGCCAUGUGCGCCAUCUGAGCGACGAGGCCGCGCCGACCGUAGAACGGCAACGUACAACCCUCCCUGAUGGUGCGAUGCCCACCAACCACGAAGACACGGGAUCCUCCCAUGACGCGAACGAAUCGGGUGCGGAUGACACGAUGCAUUCCAUCGACAUGAGCACGCCCAACGCAAGAAGCAAACAGCGGCGAUCCCUACAAAAAGCGACACCUAAGCAAGAAACGAGAUGCACGCUAUGCAGCCACGCUCCCUUCAAGGACUCGUCGUCGUUGCGCAAGCACAUUGCUGCCGCGCACACCAGGCCAUUCCCAUGCGCGUUUUCGUUCGCGGGUUGCACCAGCACAUUUGGGUCGAAGAACGAAUGGAAACGACAUAUUGCCUCUCAACAUCUAUGUCUGCAGUAUUACCGAUGUUCGUCUUGCCCACAGAGCACCGUUGAAGGCAAGGGAAAUGAGUUCAACCGGAAGGAUCUCUUCACCCAGCAUCUGCGUCGCAUGCACGCGCCGUUCGCCAUCAAGAAAGCCAUUGCCAAGGGGGACAGCAAAUUGCAAGUGGAGUGGGAGGGGCAUGUGAAGGAGAUGCAAACGACAUGUCUUGUCACGCGCCGGUCACCGCCUCAAAAGUCGGCUUGCCCAAAACUGGACUGCCAAAGUGUAUUCGAGGGUCCUGGAUCCUGGGACGAGUGGACGGAGCACGUUGGUAGGCAUAUGGAGAAAGGUGAGGGCCAGCGACUCGGGGUUGAUCGACUGUUGGCGAAGUGGGCUCUCGACGAAGGUAUCAUUGAGCGAAAGGGAGAUGGCGAAUAUCGCCUCUGUGCCGGCAAUGGCCCUGGCCCUGUCUCCGGCAGCGUUGGCGGCGGCGGCAUUGCAGUCAGCGGCGAGGGGAGAGAUUCUAUCUCGGUGUUGUACCCAGAGCCGAAGCAAGAAGUCGAAGCAGGAGUCGAAGCAGAAGUUGAAGCAGAAGUCGAAGCAGAUACCACUGAGGACAAGAUGGAAGUGGAUAGCUAGUUCAUCAGUGCCAUUGCUCUCGGCUUUUAUCGUCGGGAAGAUGCAAGAGGACGAAAAGGAGUGCUGUGACAAAGGGUCAAGGCGAGGGCGAACGUGGAGGACGGACGGUGCAGCUCACGGCGGAACUGGUGCGGGGCUGCGGAUUUGAUUUUUCUGUUAACCUAUAUACUACGGCGUCACUGUUGAUUGGAAGGAGUUAUCGGGCACGACUGACAUGAGAUACAUGAACGACUUUCAUUCACUUGGACAAAGUUCGCUUCUUGCUGGCUAGCUCGGAACAACACCUGGGCAGCCAGACUGGCGCCAGCCUGGCUUAGGUCGCGAAACGCAGGUUUGGUCGCGCGAUUCGGAAAGAAAAAUGGACGACGGACUGGAAAACACAAAAGGCAAACAGUAUCGCGACAAAAAAAUCCAAAGACCACCUUGAAGUCCUUGCAUGACGAGACGCCUGCCUGUUCCUGCCUUUGAUGAUCGAAUACCUACCAAGCAGCCUUCACAAGGCCUAGCUGACAAUGGCAGUCGAUGGACGACCCCUUCCCGCGAGAUGCCCCGAUGCCCGAUGCCGAAAAGCCGUUCGAGAGUCUGAACUUGGCAUCGACGCUCUUUUGAGGUUGCAGUAAAUUGCGGGGAAAGGAAAAUUGGUCGCUUCUAAGCCCCUCGCUCAAGCUCGGGUGGGCACAUGACACGAACAUUCCGACAGGCACAUCCGCACCAAGAUCCCAAUUUCCGCCCCUCAAUGUAGCCAACGAGCCGUUGAGGGUGUCCGGACGGGGACGGAGUGCCGAUGGCGACAGUCUAUUGAAGGAAUAAUGGACCCCCCUCGGCCGAUUGAGCCGUCCUAGGCUAUGCUGCAGUAGGCUGGAAGAAAGCUUAACGUGCGGGUCACGAGGCACGAGAAGGAGCUUGAUAGGAGACUGGCAUGGGAAUCCCGGUGUCAGAAAGGGGAAAGCGAGGGGGAGGGCCCUAUAAUAUGGAUAAUUGGUGAUGGAACGGAGGGUGCCGAGU
Messenger RNA from Colletotrichum destructivum, 3736 nucleotides. RefSeq names its product Putative peptidase C14, caspase domain, Zinc finger C2H2-type, transcription factor Grauzone. Gene Ontology annotation, molecular function: DNA-binding transcription factor activity. The coding region runs from base 176 to 2731 and encodes 851 amino acids. The transcript is spliced from 3 exons. Lineage: Eukaryota; Fungi; Ascomycota; Sordariomycetes; Glomerellales; Glomerellaceae. The record is from RefSeq and is a predicted model, not a curated record.